Molecule: messenger RNA, 1626 nt
Organism: Haliaeetus leucocephalus (bald eagle)
Lineage: Eukaryota; Metazoa; Chordata; Aves; Accipitriformes; Accipitridae
Gene: GDPD2
Product: glycerophosphodiester phosphodiesterase domain containing 2
Exons: 15
Coding region: 1-1626 (541 amino acids)
Biological process (GO): lipid metabolic process
Cellular component (GO): membrane
Molecular function (GO): glycerophosphodiester phosphodiesterase activity
Source: RefSeq, a predicted model, not a curated record
AUGGCAGACCCCCCCGGCUGCUGCCGCUCCUGUGCCACCUGCCUGCUCUGCCUCUACAGCUGCCAGUGGAUCACCGCCAAGAAGGAGAAGAGGAAGGGCCUGAGAACCACCAAGUGCGACUACAGCUGGUUCCUCUUCCUGUUCUGCGUCUUCCUGUUCACACUGGUGUGGCUCUACUUUGCCAUCAUCAUCCUCAAUGAUUUCCACAACUUCAAUGAGUUCAUCUUCAAGCAGAGGAAGUUGUGGCUAGACUGGUCCCUCCUCCUGCUCAUAGCUACAGCUGUGCUGAUCACCUACUCAGCUGUGCUGCUGGUCCUUGCUUUGUGCUUGCAGCUCUGCGGCCAGCCCUUGAAGCUACACUGGCUGCACAAGACCCUGCUGAUCUUAACUGCCCUGGUGGUAGCUGCAGCCUUCAUAGGGCUGGGAAUAAAGUGGGCGGAGGAGUGGAGGAGUGCACGUGUCUCUCUGCAGGCAACAGGUCCCUUCCUGCACAUUGGAAUUGUGGGGGGAAUGACACUCCUUGCCUGGCCCCUGGCCAGCUUCAUCUACCGCACCCACAACACAGGUCUCAAGGUGUUUCUGCUGCUUGUGUACUGCACGGUGAUGAUUGUGCUGUAUCUGGCUCCCCUGGGAAUCACCUCCCCUUGCAUCAUGGAGGAGAACCAGCUGCCCCCCAAGCCAGCCCUGGUUGGCCACCGAGGAGCACCCAUGCUGGCCCCUGAAAACACCCUCAUGUCACUGUACAAAGCGGUGGACUGUGAUGUGCAAGUCUUUGAGACAGACGUCAUGGUGAGUGCUGACGGGGUCCCAUUCCUCAUGCAUGACGAGGAACUCACCAGGACUACCAAUGUGCAGGCUGUGUUCCCUGAGAGGGCUGCACUGAACAGCACCGCCUUCAACUGGACAGACCUCCAGCAGUUGGAUGCUGGCAGCUGGUUCCUGGAGCGGAGGCCGUUUCCCACUGUGCAGAGUCUUUCUGCGGGCGAUCGCUACCAGGUGGCUGAACAGAGGAUCCCAUCCCUGGAACAGGCACUAGAGGCAGCCAAGCAGAGCAAUAUCUCCAUCAUGUUCGACCUCCGGCCUGAGAACCACAGUGACUACCAGAGGUUCGUCAAUGCCACCCUGGAAGUGAUCUUACAGUCAGGCAUCCCACUACAGCAGGUCCUCUGGCUGCCGGAUGGGUUCAGGGAACAGGUCAAACAGCAAGCCCCAGGCAUUCAGCAAGUUUACGGCCGGAAGAGACUCCAGAAUGAGAAGGAGCCACUGCUACAUGUCAAUCUGCCCUACCAGGACAUGAGCUCUGAGGAGAUCAGGCAGUACCGCCAGGACAACAUCUCUGUCAACUUGUAUGUGGUGAACCAGCCUUGGCUCUUCUCUGUGCUGUGGUGCUCUGGGGUGAGCUCUGUCACCACCAACGCCUGCCAGGUGCUGAAGGAGAUGAAACACCCCAUCUGGCUGCUCCCCAGCAGCACGUAUCUCAUGAUCUGGAUUGUUGUAGACUGCACUUCCUUCCUUGCCAUCCUCUGGGCCUUCCUCUUGCUGAAGAAAUGCUCCCAGAGAAGACGGCCAGCGGAGUCUGAGACGGAUGUGCUGCUCACAAAGAUCAACAGCUUGAUGCAAGAGUGA